This is a messenger RNA of Linnemannia hyalina, 1206 nucleotides long. Lineage: Eukaryota; Fungi; Mortierellomycota; Mortierellomycetes; Mortierellales; Mortierellaceae. The record is from the annotation of a GenBank genome assembly.
AUGAGCACAGAUACUAAUCAUCCUCUCUUCAUUACUCCUCCUUCAACGCUCUCAUCCUUGGUAUCCAAAUUCGAUCCUGUCUUUGCGGCGACAAAACACGAUGACUCGUCCAAUACCACCACCACCACCACCAACAACAACAACAACAACAACGACAAUAACACCACAAUCGCCCCUACGCGUCCACCCAUUGCUCAAAAUGACCAUCGCGAUCUGCAGACCACUUUUCCUUCUUCAGACUUUGCCACAAAGCGACUGAAUUUCGAACCCUCCUCCAUUACUACUAUCCCUACCUCUACUUCUCCUCUUCCCACGACUGCACUUACGGCCGCUCCUCUAGGCGACGACGCGACAAUACCUCAUUCCACUAAUACUACCACUACUACCCGACACUACCUUUCAAAGACACCCACCGGCAGCACGUCUUCUCUGACAUCAUUCAGAACGACUUCAACUUCUGCAUCAACUUCAGUAUCGUCUUCGCCUUCGCUGCCUCCACUCUCCUUUGUCGCCCCCACAACCAACCAACAACAGGCUUUGCUGAUCCCUAUCUCUGUCACGGAGUCUUCCUCAAACUCGACGAUAACUUCUGCAGUUAGCAAGGGCCAUUUGCAGUUUCCGUCCAACUACAACAUUAAUUACAACAGCGUUAUUGCUACAACUCUGUCUCUUACACCAGGCGACACUCUCACAUCCUUGCCACCGCAAACACCAGCAAUCACCAUGUCCAGUCCUACAACCACCACCUCGCCCAUGACAACCCCCAAUCUCGGCGGCCACGGCCACUCCAACCUCUUCAACUCCUCCGCCACUGACAACUCAUCCGGAGGCGUCCUCCGCAGCCCAUCCCUGAACAGCGCCAAGGGCGGCUCGGCCUCCUCAGCCACCACCGCGAAUUCCUCAACCCUCACAGGAAACGGGAGUGGUACGACCGUGGCCGGCAGUGUUACAGGAUUGAGUGGAAUGGGUGGGAUGAGUGGGAUCUCGAGUUCCGGGGUGUCGGAUAUCAAGCUGAAGAGGUUCUUGGAGCAUAACCAGCGGUUGCAGGAGCAGCUUGAGAUGCGCCGGAUCUCUGUCACUGAGGCCUCUCAAAGUUUGAUAAAGUUCGUGAUGGGCACCAAGGACUUGCUGAUUCCCACCCUGUGGGGUAACCCACCAUCGGACCCCUUCUCGAAACAGGCCACUGGAUGCUGCACCAUCUCCUAA